This is a messenger RNA of Camellia sinensis, 747 nucleotides long. The record is from RefSeq and is a predicted model, not a curated record. NCBI's taxonomy places the organism in Eukaryota, Viridiplantae, Streptophyta, Magnoliopsida, Ericales, Theaceae.
AUGUCUCUGGCUUCAGAUGAGUGUGCCUUCUGCCAUCAGAGAGACCAUUGGAAGUAUCACUGUCCCAAGAAGGGACGCCUGUCUAGCUCGUCUUCUCAACAGUCUCGGACUCAGUUUUGCUCUUCUUCUCCGAGUAAUUUUCAGGCUCCUGCCAGUUCUAAAGUAUCUGCUCUAGCUCCAGCUCCUGAUCUGGCUUCUGUGCGUGCUCGGAUUAGUCAGCUUCAGCAUACAUUGUCUACCUUCCAACCAUCCCCGUCUACCUCCAUUGUUUCAUCUCUUCAUUUAGGUUUGCUUGGAUCUUCUUCAAUUCCUCCUGAACUUGUCCCAUCUUCUCCUCCUCCUUCACCUCUGGCUGCUUCUCCUCAUUCGAUUUCUUCUCCUCCUCCAUUGUUAGUUUAUUAUCGUCGCCAAGCUCCUCAUCCACCGUACUCUACUUUAUUUCUUCUCCACACCUUUGCUGGAUUUGUUGCAUUAUUACUGUAUGUGGAUGAUAUGAUCAUCACUGGUUCUAACUCUUCUGCUAUAUUUGAGCUCACCACUACUGAUGGUGUUCUUCUGGAUGAUCUUACUUUAUAUCGAGAGCUCGUGGGUUACUUAGUUUAUCUGACGGUUACUCGCCCUGAUCUUGCAUAUGCUGUUCAUGUGACAGAAAAGCUUUCAGAAAACUUACAACACAAAGUAGGAUUGGAGAUGGAAGUGGAAGUGGAAGCAGAAGCAAAAGCAGAAGCAGGAGUCAAGGCAGGGUAG